AUGUUACCACCACCAAUUGUAACGAGACGAGCUAUUCAACAAGCAGCAUUAAACAAUAAUAAUAAUCAUACUUCGAAUGGAAGUGAUAAACAAUCGAUGAUAAUUAUUAAAGGAGAAAAUGAAGAUAGUUAUGAAACACCGCCUGCUUAUUUAUUUGAUAAAGAAAUUGGUUUAACACCUGUUGAACAAUUGAAAACCGGUAUGAUACUUGAAUUGCAAGAUAUUAAUCGUCCAUGGACUUUAUGGUUUGUACGAAUAAUUAAUAAUCAAGGUGGGCGUUUACAUCUUCGAUAUAUUACUAAAACAAUAGAUAAUGAACAAGAAGAUUGUGAUAUUCAUCUAUUUUAUCUUGAUUAUCGUGUUCAUCCUAUUGGUUGGACUUCAAAUAAUUCAUUAAUUUAUUCAUAUGAUAUUCCAACAUGUUUACAAGUACCGAUUGAUAAACAAUUAAUAAUUGAAAUGUGUUUAACACAAUCAAAAACUCAAUUUUUUCCACCAAAUUUAUUUAAAGAACAACAAGAAAUACUCAAACAUCGUUUUACUGAAGGAAUGAAAUUAGAAAUAUUUGAUGGUAAACGACAAAAUGUUUAUAUUGGACGUAUAGGUCAUAUUCAUAAUGAAUAUUAUUUUGAUAUUAUUAUUGAUAAUGAUAAUGAAAAUGAAUUAUCAUUUGUUUCCUAUUCAACUGAUCCACAUAUAUUACCACCACAUUGGGCAGCUGAACAUAAACUUGCAUUAAUGAAUGGGAAAUCUAUUCGUCAAUCAGAAGAUUAUUGGAAUGUUUAUACAGAAAAAAAUGGUAUUAGUGAUUUAGCACCUGAACGAUGUUUUAAUUUAAUAACUUUAAAUGUCUCAGGAAAUAUUCGUGUUGAACCUGGAAUGAAAAUGGAAAUGAUUUAUACAUUGAAUAAUAAAGAUUUAGUUUUUUCUGUAACACUUAUUCAUAUUAUUGAUCAUUUUAUGUGGUUAAGAAUUGAUGAUACAAAUUUAUUAAAUGAUGAUGAACAUUUAUAUUAUCAUGUUUUACCAAUUAAUUCAUUAGAUGUUUUUCCAGUUGGAUGGGCUAAAUUUAAUGGAUUUCAAUUAAUAAAUCCAAUUGAAUAUAAAAUGAAAAUAAAAACCUAUGAACAAGAUCGAUAUGAAUUAUUUUCAUCAGUCACUCAUUAUCCAAAAAUUCCUCGUGUAUAUUUAAAUGAAGUAUAUCUAUUAACAAUCUAUGUUAAUAUUCGAUGUUUUUCUGGUCCACAUAUUUGCUCAUCUCGUCUUGCUCGUCUACCUUCAAAAUUUGGUCCAGGACCUUAUCGUCAUGUUCUCAUUGAUAUGCUUCAUCAUCUUCUAUCAAUAUUAUCAACAAAUGCUCAUCGUGCAUUACGUCGAUUAGAUCAUCAAAUAAAUUCAACUCUUAAAACUGAAAAUAUAAAAUCAGCUAAGAAAUCUUCAAAAUUAAUUCGUCCUAUAUCAAUACCAAUUGAACCUUGUUCUGUCUAUCAUUAUCUUCGUCAUAUAUGUACACAAUUAGAAGCUUGUCCAAAUCUUCUUAGUAUAAAACAUAUUGAUAAUCAUUGUCCAGAUAAAUGUCAUAUAUUAUCAAAUACUUUUACUUUUUCAACUCAUUCAAAACAUAAACGUACUCAAUUACGUGUCGCACAAAAUCGAUAUCGUAAACAAAAAUCCUUAUUAUGUCAUUUAAAAAGUAAAACAAUAUCCACAAAUGUGCCAAGUCCUACUAUUGAACAAUUACCAUUAACUGAAAUUGAUAAUACAAAUGAUGUAUUACCAAUUACUACUGUCCCAGUAUCAUAUCCAGGAAGUGAUCGACAAACACGUGGAUUUCGUUUUCAUAUCGAACGAAAAACACAUAAAAUAACAAGAACAAAUAAAAAACCAGAAGUAAUAAAUAAUGAACAAGAACCAAUUGAAACUAAUCAUUUAAUAUCAGAAGCGUCAUCUUCAUCAUCAUCAACAAAUGCUCCAAUUAAAGAAUCAAAACGUUUGCGUGUAUCAAAGAAAAAACGUCCGUUAUCUUCACCAUUAACAUUAGAUGUUCUUAAUUCAUAUGAUAAUUCUCCAUCAUCACCUAAUAAUACAAAGAAAAAACGACGUCUAUAUACGAAAUCUCAAACACCGAAAACUGAAAUUCAACAACCAUCAUCUAUUCGAUCAAUACCCUAUCCAAUACCACCACCUAUUGAUCCACGUAAUCCAAUAACAUGGAAUGUCAAUGAUGUUUGUUGGUAUUUAAAUGAAUCUGGAUGUUCAUUUGCAUUAAAAACAAUUAAAGAACAAGAAAUCGAUGGUUCAGCUCUACUUCUUCUUGAUGAUUUAAAUACUGUACAAGAUUUGUUAGAAUUUAAAUUAGGUCCAGCUGUUAAAUUUUGUCAUGUUGUUGAACAACUUCGUAAUCAAGUUCUUGAUACAUUUCAUUCAUCCCCAUCAUUAAAAACUUCUUCUUCUUCUUCUCGAUUAUCAACAAAUUAA
Messenger RNA from Adineta steineri, 2478 nucleotides. The record is from the annotation of a GenBank genome assembly. Lineage: Eukaryota; Metazoa; Rotifera; Eurotatoria; Adinetida; Adinetidae.